Paramuricea clavata is the source of this 3218-nucleotide messenger RNA. Lineage: Eukaryota; Metazoa; Cnidaria; Anthozoa; Malacalcyonacea; Plexauridae. The record is from the annotation of a GenBank genome assembly.
AUGCUUAUUGCAUGCUUGUUCGCUGUAGUUGACCACGGUGAGUUUACAGAUGACUAUAUCUAAUAAGUCCAUUAAAAAUAAAUUAUUUGGAUUUUGUAACAGUUUUUAUAGGUAUUAUACAGUGUAUUUUGGCUACAUAGUCAUAGAGAAUGCCAUUGGCAUUGCUUUAUUUCAAGUAUCAAAGAGUAUGUACGUGCGCGACCUGGUCUCAAACCGAGCAUUUUGCCAAAUGCUGCAAUAACAGGAUGAUUUUUGUAAUCGAGUUCGUAAUAAUACGAAAAGGAUUUGAAUACAAACAGCCAGGCAGAAUCGUUUUGAUCACACUCACAGUAUCCGUCCGAACCUGACUAUAGCGUUCUGUGACAUUUUCGCCGUAUAGAGGAUAUUACACGGCGGCGCGAAGAUAUACGACUUUUAUCUUCGAGCGGUGAAAACAAUAUUUUACGAACGAGCGCAGCGAGUGAGUAAAAUACUGUUUUUAACACGAGAAGCUAAAAGUCAUAUCUUCAAGCCACCGUGUAAUGUGGAAAAUAUGUCACUGUGUAUUUCUCAGUAUCUCACUCUCUACUAUAUAAUAAACAGAUUUAUUCACUCGACUUUGUCUUUGAAGUGUUGACGCGUUAAUGACUGGUUAAUAUGAUAUUUUAAAACUACCGUUUCUGCCUCCAUCAAAAUGACAUAUUCAAAUUGACUGUCUAUUUGCCUCUUAAAACUAAAAAUUAUAUUGGUUAAAAUAUCUAAUCCACAGCUGGAGAUGUGAAUUCUAGCACGAUGCAAACACACUCUGCGCGGUAGUGUUUGGAAUUGCUAUGGCGCCUUCGAAGUUUGAUCUGCAUGAGCUUUAGAACAGGUAACUGGUAAGAGAGGUUUUACACAGGAGCUAUAUAGACUUCACCCUCCAAAAUAAUCUCACGAGAUUUUAUUUUAAUUUCUUGUUAGAUCUUCAUGAUGUUCCUUCAUGCAAAGUUAAAGAAACUGAAGAAGUACGAGAAGAAAGCUGAGCGGAAACAAGAAAUACUUCGUGAAAAGAAAUUGUUUGUUCUGGACAACUCGUUACGUGAAAGUACUGUUGGACAACUCAGAGGUCAUACGAUUGAAAAUAAAUGGAAGAUUUAUGAAGAGGUAAAUAUAUAGUGAUUAUUUUAAUAGGCAAAGUAAGAAAUAUUAAUUUGCCAUAUGGCAACAAUGACAAUGUAGGGGAUUCCAUUCGGACAUCAAAUUUAUUCGCUGUUAAUCUUGUUGUUACAAUUCUAGAACCGCCGUACACCAGCACAAUUUCUUCAUUGUGCUACUCUAUACUGCAAAUUAUGUAUAUCCCUAUACAAGUGUUACGGAACUAUAUGGUCCAUUAUGGCUUUCAGUUCUUAAUUGUAAAUAAAAAUAUGAUUUUAACUGCUAAACUAAAGAGAAUAGAACCAAGAAUAUAUUGAACACUUUGUUAUCGAAUAAGAAUGUAUUGUCAGUAUUGAAAUACUGAAAGUCUGAAAUAUCAGCGAAUGUUUUUGAAUAUUAAAUUAAUUAUUAAUAUUUGAGGGAUUUUUAAUAUUCAAUACUUUGUCUUUGUAUCACGCUAGCCUCCUCCGCAGGCAUCUCUCACAAAUCCAGAAUUUUUUUUUUUCAAAACCCAUUCCCAGGCUAAAACCCAAAGAGAGGCCUGCGGAGGAAGCUAGCUGGUAUCACGCAUGCAUAUGUACUAUUUAUAAAAUAGCCUUUUAAAAACACGGGCGCUGAUUGGUCAAAAGCUCAACUAUGAACCCGUGUUUCUACAACUCGAUAGAAACACGGGGAAUUUUCACGCGGGUUGCGUGGAUUGAGCGAGAGUUUAAAAGACAAUACAAAUAAUAAUUAUUUAAUUUUGAAAAAUUUGAAUAACGUCCCGAAACGCCGAAGAACCGUUACAAAAAAAGGCAAUACUUUGCUAACUUAGAAAGCGAAGACCUAAAGCACAAAGUAUAAUUAUAGCACACGUUGUAUCCGUGAUCUGUUUGACUGUUUACCAAGGUAAGAUAUUUUAAUUUUAGUUUGUCUUUUUAAUUAAAAAAAAUAUUUCCUCGCGACGUUUUUAAUCAUGUUUACUAUACUCUAUAGUUUUUAAUCCGCAUGUUUAAACGUUCACUAACUAUUUAAAACAGUGCCGCUUUCUUUGCAUGCAAGCAUGUACGUUGUUGAGUGAAUUAUAUACUUAGUAAAGUAAGCCUGUUAUUGUUAAGUGCUGUCUGUUGUUUUGACAGCGAUAUACUUGUUUACUUCGCUAUGCUUUUAUAAUUAUUCUUUACACGAACGUUCGAUAUUAAGGUGGAAUUAAUAUUUGAAUGAAAGCAAUUAAAAUCAAUAAAUUUAUCUUUUUUAUUGUUUUUAAAAGGCUAUUUGAUAAAGGAAAUAGAAAACAUUUUUUCCGUGUUCCUGUAGUAUAGAGUUUAUAGAAACACUUGUGAAAGUUUGGGAGAAACUCGAAAUUGCGUGGAAACACACGCACUUCGUGCACGUGUUCCCACCCAAUUUCUCGUUUCUCCCAAACUUUCACGCGUGUUUCUAUAACUCUAAAGAAACACGGAAAAUGUUUUCUAUUUCUUAAAUAAUGUUUCAAACACUCAUUAAUAAUUCAUAAGCUUAUUGGCAAAUCAGGUAAACUAUAACAUGUCACGUGCAGUGGCUUUAAACCUGGUAAAACACUCCUAAUUAGUAUUUUUUAAAUAUAAAGAAUACUAAUAAGGCGGUAUAUCUAUUGAAUUUGUAUAGUCGUGUUUGAAGCCGUUUAAUAAACUCGCAGGUCGUGUUUUAUUAGGUCUAAAGCCACUCGCGCUGCGCGCUCGUGUCUUUAAACCUAAUAAAACACUCCUGCUCGUUUAUUAAACAGUACAUAAUACAGCUUCUUGAAAUUAUGUAUUCGAUUAUUUUAGAUAAAAAAAGUUGGCUUUCAGGAUAUCAUUGUAACAUCGUUUUCCCAUAUGACCCGUGUUGGAGAUACAUUUAUCCGUCAACUGGCAGAAAAAGGAGAAGAUUUUAGCAGAUUUUACGCUUUUACAGAGUUUAUUGAAUCAAUUGACAGUCGAACCAAAAUUCCUGACACAGACACCAUUCCUGUUGGCUUGAUGAAAAUGAAAGAGUUGGGCAUUCGAAAUCCGAUCAUAGAAGCUGAUUUGUUUUAUCCCAGCAUCGACUACAAAAUAUUCAACGUGAAAAGAAUUACCAAACUUUUCUCACAAAGAAUGCAAUGG